Messenger RNA from Osmerus eperlanus (European smelt), 2055 nucleotides. RefSeq names its product caspase recruitment domain family, member 9 (gene card9). The coding region runs from base 144 to 1925 and encodes 593 amino acids. Gene Ontology annotation, molecular function: CARD domain binding. Gene Ontology annotation, cellular component: cytoplasm. Gene Ontology annotation, biological process: regulation of apoptotic process; positive regulation of canonical NF-kappaB signal transduction. Lineage: Eukaryota; Metazoa; Chordata; Actinopteri; Osmeriformes; Osmeridae. The transcript has 12 exons. The record is from RefSeq and is a predicted model, not a curated record.
AGGGACUCUUGAAUAGUCAGCGUUUGUGUUCGCCUUGUUUUCAAACGACCAAAGGUUAUUUCUACAGCACAUUUAAAAAACGACAAGUUGACCAACAGUUGGUGCAAAGUGACUGACAGUUUUUCUAGUCAGAGACAGUUGCGAUGGAGGACGAGGAGUGUUGGCUGCAGUUGGAGGACUACAGACUGCUGCUGCUCAAGACCAUCGAGCCGUCUCGCAUCACGCCUUACCUGCGCCAGUGCAAGGUGCUGAGCGGUGAGGACGAGGAGCAGAUCUUCAACGACCCCAGCCUUGUGCUCCGAAGGCGCAGAGUGGGUGUCCUGCUGGACAUUCUGCAAAGGACAGGGGUCAAGGGUCAUGUGGCUUUCCUGGAGAGUUUGGAGCUGGACUAUCCUCAACUGUACCGCAAGAUCACAGGCAAGGAGCCAGCCCGAGCCUUCUCCAUGCUAGUCGACACAGUGGGGGAGUCAGGGCUGACCCAGUUCCUGAUGUCGGAGGUGACCCGGCUGCAGAAGGGUCUGGCAGAGGAGCGCAGACGCAGGCAGGAGGCAUCUGCAGCCGCGGUGGGUCUGCAGGACGCAGACAGGCAGCAGCAGCUCAAGGAGAGAGAACUACAGACCCAGCAGGAGAGGCUGCAGCGCCUCAGGGCAGAACGGGGUCGAUAUCUGGAGGAGCUCCGUCUACUGAAGGACGACAACUAUGGGCUGAUGCUCCAGGUCACCAAGCUGAGCGAGGAGAAGAACUGUGCUCUCAUGGCCAGCCGAGACCUGCAGCUGGAGAUUGAGAAGCUGAAACACAACCUGAUGAAGGCAGAAAGCGAUUUCCAGAUCCAGCACCGGCGAUCCAAGUCCCUGAAGAACAUUGUGGAGAGAUGGCCCGGCCAGGACACCAUGACACAGCUUCAGAACCAGAACCAUCUUCUCUUAGCUCGGCUGCAGGAGAUAGAGACCAAGGGGAACGCGUCAGGCGGGUCUUCACAACCCCCAGACAAACAGGGGAGAGACGCUGUUGUUGACGACCAGAAAGCCGGGGACCAGGAGCAGAGGCCUGUGGAGGUCCAGAGUUGGUCCUGGGAGCCCCAGGUAAGGAAAUGGAGUUUGGUAGACCAGGAGAGAGCAGAGGGUGCGGACGACCAGAACCCUGGGGUUGUUCGAGCUGGAGUUCUGGGGGAGCAGAGCCACAUGUCUGGGGGUCUGGAGGAUAAUGAGCCACGGGUGAACGGGGAGCAGAUAAGCAGCAUCUACAGCCUGAAGAGGGAGUUGCACAUCUCUCAGGAACAGAGGGACAGGUACUGGGAGGAGAAGGAGGUGUUGGAGCUGAAAUGUACAACGUUAAAGAAAGACACCAAGAUGUACCGCCAGAGGAUGGAGGACAUCCUGAAACAGCUGGAGGAAGUGAUGAAGGAGCGAAACAAGGCCCUGGCUUCCAGAGAGGAGAGUCACCAGGAGAACUGUCGGAGUCUUCUGGAAAAGGACCAGUACCGAAGGCAGAUCCGUGAGCUGGGGGAACGCUGCGAUGACCUGCAGGCCAAACUGUUCCGCAAGGAGGGGGAGGUCCUAGCCCUCAAGACACGCCUCCGCAGGCACUGCACCAAUCACGACGGAAGCCAGACCACCAGUGAAGAGGACUGCAAGCAGAAGUUAAUAAAAGAAAGAAAAGCCAGCAGCGAAGACAUGUCUAGUGGAACCUUGGGAGAGAACCUUGAGAACAUGACCCUGUGGGACCAGCAGAGGCCUGCACAUGGAGACAGGGAGCAAAACCACUCUGCAGAACGUCCUCCCUAUACAGUGGUCACCCUACCACGAAUGAGGUGUAACUUUGACCAUAGGAGGAAACUUGCCCUAAGGUCAAAGGUCCACAGCCGAGUGCUUCCACCCCAUGACGACAGCAGUGGAAGUGACAACACGGACUCAGACGGUAUCUGAUGGCGUCGUGGCUUGGACUCGACGCAUCUCUUUGGCUUUGUUGUGAAGUGGACCCUCUGCCACAAUCGACUCUUAUGUGCUGUAUCUUUCUAUGACCCUGUAUGUUAAUAAAUAAACACAUUUUAAAAAU